UGCAAUGGCAGACUUCCCUUUUGUGUCUGAGAUGUUCUGUUUUCCGCACACGGUUGAAUCGUGAGUGACGACUUACGAAAAGUACGGUUGAUUGAAGAGACUAGACAGACCUCGGCUGCUUCAGCAAACACACGGUUAAGCGGCCGAGUGACUGCAAGGGGGAGGGGACAGACGAAAGAAGGAGGGCAGACUGAGAGGGAAGAGUGGCUUCCCAGGCUGACUGUCACCAUCCUGCUUUGACAGUGCACGGCUGCCUGCCUCUGUGCAGGAUUCUCCUUCGACAGUGCUGCAGCGAUCCGGCCAGAGAGGACAAAGACAUUUUAAGAAACUUUGCAGCAAGCUUUCCCAUUCACUGCACACCUUUUUGGAUUCAUUCAUUCGGUCACACUUCCUUACCGCCCCUAGUCACUUUCUCCGUUUUCCUCGCUCUUCACUUGUAACUCUGUCCAUCACUCUUUCUCCAAUUCACUGCGCCUUGUUCCCUUUCUCAUGCUCUCACACCCCUCCAUGAUUUAUCCUUCCCUCUGUGGCCGGUUACACAGCAAUGCGUUGCCAUUCGUUUCUUGUAUGGAAUACUCUGACAGUGAUCCAAUGGACCCUGGAAGCUGUGGACGUAAUGUUGCUGGACACAUCGGACUCAACCACUGAACUGGGCUGGAGAGUAUAUCCAGAUACAGGGUGGGAUGAAGUAAGCGUCCUUGAUGAUCGUAAGCAGCUGAUCCGAACAUUUGAAGUCUGCAACAUCAACUUGGCCAAUCAAAAUAACUGGCUAGCCACACCCUUCAUUCAGCGGGGCUCUGCCUCACGGAUGUAUGUCACUAUACGUUUCAGCGUGCGGGAUUGUGGAAGCGUACGGAAUGUGGCGUCUUCAUGCAAGGAGACAUUCACUCUAUACUAUCAGGAGGUUGACAGUGAGCAAGAAGCCGAACAGAACUGGGCCAUCAUGGUAGCUGAUGCUGAAGCACGGGGCAGCUGGGUCAAGAUUGACACAAUUGCAGCUGACAAGAGCUUCUCUCAGGUCGAGCAGAGCCAACCUCACCAGUAUCAGCCCAACCGGCGCCAGAGAGUAAAUGAGAAAACUCGCAGCUUUGGGCCACUGACUCGGAAAGGCUUCAUAUUGGGCUUCCAGGACAGUGGGGCAUGUGUUUCCCUCAUUGGGGUCUCCCUCUUCUACAGGAAAUGUCCUGAAACAUCUCGAUACCUGGCUGUAUUCCCCAAUACACCAUCAGGGCCUGAGCUGUCUGCCCUUGUCCAGGUGGCAGGUACUUGUGUGGAACAUGCCCAACCACAAGCUGCCAAUCCCCCAAAGCUGCAUUGUAAUGCUGAUGGAGACUGGAUGGUGCCUGUUGGGAGCUGUGAAUGCAAAGCUGGAUACGAGGCCGGGCAGAAUGGAACAUCUUGCACUGCUUGUGCCUUGGGUCACUUCAAGUUUGAGGCUGGAGCCUCAAUUUGUACUCCUUGCCCCAACCAGAGCCGGACUACUACGGAUGGUGCUGCCAAAUGUGAGUGUCGAUCAGGCUUCUAUCGCAGUCCCGAUGAUAAGCCUGAUGCACCAUGCACUGCUCCUCCUUCUGCUCCUCGUGACCUCUACUGGGAAAAUGAAGGCUCCAGUCUAAUACUACGUUGGAGGGCACCAUCUGAUUUAGGGGGCCGAAAUGACAUUCAUUACAAUGUUCUGUGUAAAGUGUGCCCCCCUGCUGCUCCACCAGGUUCAAAUGCUCCUCCACCUGUUUGUCUUCGAUGUACUGAAGGCAUCAUAUUUGAACCAAGUCAGCAGGGCCUUUCUCAGACUCGGGUUAAAGUGUCCAAUCUGCUGCCAAGGAUCCAUUACAUCUUUCAGGUGCAGUCUUUGAAUGGUGUGAGCACGUUGAGCCCUCUGCCACCAAAAUACCUCAACAUCAAUGUCAGUACCAGCCAAGCAGUGCCUUCACAAGUUCCAAUGAUGCACCAGGUGAGCCGCACUCCAGACUCAAUCACCCUUUCAUGGCCACAGCCAGAUGAGCCCAAUGGAGAGAUUCUGGACUAUCAGCUUCGAUAUUUUGACAAGUCAGGGGAUGAAGAAAGUUCAGUCUUACUCACCAGUGAGACAAAUGUGGCUACUGUUCAUGGGCUCAUCUCAGGGACAAUUUAUGCUUUCCAGAUCCGAGCGCGAAAUGAAAUGGGCUUUGGCCCAUACAGUGGAAAACUCUAUUUCCAGACUUUAAUGGAAGAAGAACGAGCUGAAGCAGUUCAAAACCGGCUACCCCUUUUGAUUGGGUCAGUGAUGGGUGGGAUGGCUUUUCUGCUGGUAGGAGUGAUACUGAUCUUCAUCACUCUGGUCCGAAGUAAGCGCAGAGAAAGUCCCUACAGUGACCGACUACAAAGAUAUAUAAGUACAAGAGGUGGAGUCAAAUACUACGUUGAUCCAUCAACCUAUGAAGAUCCAAAUGAUGCUGUCCGUGAGUUUACUCGGGAAAUAGAUCCUGCUCAUGUCAAAAUUGAAGAAGUUAUAGGAGCAGGUGAAUUUGGAGAGGUGUGCAGGGGACGGCUGAAGCCCAUAGGAAAACGAGAAAUAACUGUUGCUAUUAAAACCUUAAGGUCUAGCUGCUCAGACACAGAGAAGCGUUCAUUCCUAAAUGAAGCCAUCACCAUGGGACAGUUUGACCACCCAAAUGUGUUACGGCUGGAGGGUGUAGUAACCCGAAGCAGACCUGUCAUGAUCAUUACAGAGUAUAUGGAAAACGGAGCACUGGAUGCAUUUUUAAGGGAAAAUGAAUCUCAGUUCAGUGUGUUGCAGUUGGUGGGAAUGCUGCGUGGCAUUGCUGCUGGAAUGAAAUAUUUGUCUGAGAUGAAUUACGUUCACAGAGACCUGGCAGCAAGAAAUGUGCUGAUUAAUUCCAACCUGGUGUGCAAGGUGGCAGAUUUUGGUUUAUCACGAUUUCUCCGUGGUGAUGAUGAAUCUUUGCCUUCCUACACUGCAGCACUGGGCAGUAAAAUCCCAGUACGUUGGACAUCAUUGGAAGCGAUCCAGUACAGGAAAUUCACCACAGCAAGCGAUGUCUGGAGCUUUGGUAUUGUCAUGUGGGAAGUGAUGUCAUAUGGGGAGCGACCCUACUGGGAUAUGUCAAAUCAAGAGGUUAUAUCUGCUCUUGAGGAUGACUAUCGGCUACCUGCUCCACCAGGCUGCCCUGGUGCACUUCAUGCUCUUAUGUUGGAUACUUGGCUAAAGGAACGGUCAGAAAGACCAGGAUUUGAACAGAUAGUCUCAACACUAGAUAAGCUGAUCCGCCACCCAGCUGGUCUCAAGACAGUUGCCACUCACGUAAGCAGACCCUCCCAACCUCUGUUAAGCCAUGCCUCUCCUGACUUUUCCACUAUUACCUCAGUGUCAGAGUGGCUGGAUGCUCUGAAGAUGGGACGUUACAAAGAUGAAUUCAGUAAGGCAGGGAUUACAUCAAUGGAGAUUGCGUCUCGCAUGACGCUAGAGGACAUUCAGAAAGUAGGGGUCACCCUUCUUGGACACCAGAAAAAAUUUUUUAACAGUAUUCAGCUUUUACGAGUUCACUUGAAUCGGGGACAAGUUGAAGUGUAGUACUGAUCAUUUUUAUCAGAUUAAAAGUAAAGACUGCAAAACAAGAGAUUUCAUAAACUUCAUUUAAAUCACGGGACAGCAUAGAGAGUAAUCGGCCUCUCACUCCUCCCUAGAAAACUAAAUGACAAAAUACAGUAUGUCUUUGUGCUAAACUGUAAAGAUAUUUAAAAUAUAUGUCCAAAACUGUAAAAAUACACUUUUUUAAUUUCUUUUGAUGUCUGUUCAUUGUUUUAUUUGUAAAAUAAAGUUGUUUUAUUUAACUAAA
This is a messenger RNA of Erpetoichthys calabaricus (reedfish), 3836 nucleotides long. It is a transcript of the gene ephb6, whose product is annotated as eph receptor B6. The record is from RefSeq and is a predicted model, not a curated record. Gene Ontology annotation, biological process: central nervous system projection neuron axonogenesis; axon guidance; protein phosphorylation. The transcript has 19 exons. NCBI's taxonomy places the organism in Eukaryota, Metazoa, Chordata, Cladistia, Polypteriformes, Polypteridae. The coding region runs from base 545 to 3571 and encodes 1008 amino acids. Gene Ontology annotation, cellular component: neuron projection; plasma membrane. Gene Ontology annotation, molecular function: protein binding; transmembrane-ephrin receptor activity; ATP binding.